AGAAGAGUGAGCCCCUAGUGUGUGCCCAGCACUUUCCCACAUGAUCCUCUAGCUACAGUAUCCAAGGGUCAUGGAGAGAAAUACCCAGUUAAAAUAUCAGAAAUGAAGAAGUGAUACCAUUAGAGACACUAAAAAGACCAGUAGGUAAUAGUAUUAGCUUUUGUAUUCUGAGAUCCAACAGCAGCAGUCACUUCCCUCCACCCCUAUGAGUAUCCCAGGACCACCCUGGGCAGGGAAGGCUGAGGUUAGGGAGCACCCAUGGAUGCUCUGAUGCUGGCCCUGGGCCUCGGGGGUGACAGUGAUGAGGAACUGGGUGCACACAUGAGUGGGGCAGCCGGGCCUCGCCAGAGAAGCAACACACACGUGUACAGACGUGUUUACCCACAUACACGUGUGCACGCACGUGCACAAACACAUCGCAGGCAGGCAUGUUGACGCCUCAGGCAGCGGAGGACCCUGACUAUGGGCCCUGCUGACCCGGGCAAGGCCCCAUUGUGAUGCGUGCCAUGACCUCAGAAUGUCACUGGUGCUUAGCACCUAUCCGCUCUCUGGCCUGCCUCAGUGUUCUACAGCAGUUACACACAGGCGGUGGUAUCUGUGAGCAGCUCUGUGGACUCAAAGGUUUUCUCCCUGAGAGGCAUAACCCAGGCCAGCUGAUUCAUCAGAAUCAGGAUGGACAAGGUAGAGGACACGGACAGUUGGUGGGCACAAGAGCGAGAGGGCAUCAUUAUGAAAUACGAAAAGGGACACCGAGCUGGGCUGCCAGAGGACAAGGGGCCUGUGCCUGUUGGAAUCUACGGCAACAUUGAUCACGUUGGAAUUCUGCAUGAGACGGAGCUGCCUCCUCUGGCUGCACAGGAGGUGAAGAAUCGGUGGGAGAUGAGACGGACGAGCAAGUGGAGGAAAAUGCUGGGAGAAUGGGAGACAUAUAAGCACAGUACAAAAGUAAUGUGUGGGGGGAGAGGCCCCCAAAAGCACUCUCUGCAGAGACAGGGGACAGGCACCCAUGGCUGUGGCCUGGCACCGUCAGCCUCUCAGAGGCUCAUAGAUCGAGUGUACAAGGGAAUUCCCAUGAACAUCCGGGGCCUGGUGUGGUCAGUCCUCCUGAACAUUCAGGAAAUCAAGUUGAAAAACCCGAGAAAAUACAAGAUCAUGAAAGAGAAGGGCAAGAGGUCAUCUGAACACAUCCACCAGAUCGACCUGGACGUAAGCGGGACCUUAAGGAAGCAUGUCUUCUUCAGGGAUCGAUAUGGAGCCAAGCAGCGGGAACUAUUCUACAUCCUCCUGGCAUAUUCGCAGUAUAACCCGGAGGUGGGCUACUGCAGGGACCUCAGCCACAUCGCCGCCUUGUUCCUCCUUUACCUGCCUGAGGAGGAUGCAUUCUGGGCACUGGUGCAGCUGCUGGCCAGUGAGAGGCACUCUCUGCAGCGAUUUCACAGCCCAAAUGGCGGGACAGUCCAGGGGCUCCAAGACCAACAGGAACAUGUGGUACCCACGUCACAACUCAAGACCAUGUGGCAUCAGGACAAGGAAGGUCUACGUGGGCAGUGUUCCUCGUUAGGCUGCCUUAUCCGGACACUGAUUGACGGGAUCUCUCUCGGGCUCACCCUGCGCCUGUGGGACGUGUAUUUGCUGGAAGGAGAACAGGUGUUGAUGUCGAUAACAAGCAUUGCCUUUAAGGUUCAGCAGAAGCGCCUCAUGAAGACGUCCAGGUGUGGCCUGUGGGCACGUUUUCGGAACCAGUUUGUUUACACCUGGGCCAGGGAUGAUGACACUGUGCUCAAGCAUCUUAGGACCUCUAUGAAGAAACUAACAAGAAAGCAGGAGGACCUGCCACCCCCAGCCAAACCCGAGCAAGGGUCCUCGGCAUCCAGGCCUGCGCUGGCUUCACGUGGUGGGAAGACCCUCUGCAAGGGGGACAGGCAGGCCCCUCCAGGCCCACCAGCCCGGUUCCAGCAGCCCAUUUGGUCAGAUUCCCCGCCACGGGCACCUCGUUCUUCCACACCCUGUCCUGGUGGGGCUGUCCAGGAAGACACCUACCCUGUGGGCACUCGGGGUGUGCCCAGCCCGGCCCUGGCUCAGGGAGGACCUCAGGGUUCCUGGAGAUUCCUGCAGUGGAACUCUAUGCCCCGCCUCCCAACGGACCUGGAUGUAGGGGGUCCUUGGUUCCCCCAUUAUGAUUUCGAACAGAGCUGCUGGGUCCGUGACAUAUCCCAGGAGGACCAGCUGGCCACCUGCUGGCUGGCUGAACACCCUGCGGAGGGGGUGAGAUUGGCUUUUACUGCACUGAGCCACAACGUGGGCAUGGACUUCCCGGCCCUGCAGUGCACCCAGCACUGAAUCCGACGAGGGCACCCCCUUCAGAGCUAGGGACGAGCAGCAGUGCGCUCCCACCUCAGGGCCUUGCCUCUGCUGCCUCCACUUGGAAAGUUCUCAGUUCCCUCCAGGUUUCUAGAAGCAUCUGGGCCAGGGCUCAUGGCUGGAUGAUUUCCCAAGGCUUAACAACCCAAGCAAGCUUCCCAUCCUCGUUUUAUUUUUUGUUAAACUUAUGAAAAUUUAUUAAAGUGUGCAGCUUGAAAGACAUGCACAGAUGGAACACACCAGCCCCCAGAUCACAAAGCCAACCAUGCCUAGCCCCUCCCAGCACCCCCAGCCCCACGACCAGCGUUCUGAAUUCUGAUGACACCAUGAGCCUGCCUUUGUACUUUAAACUCAUGGAAGGAUAACCACCUUCACGUUAUAAAAUAAAUGUUUCCUGUUGAAUGAUUUUAGAUUUUAGACAGAAAUAUUGAAAAGGCACUACAGUGUCCUCUUACACCUUCCAUCCGGCUGCCCCUAAUAAUGACAUUUUGU
Messenger RNA from Pongo pygmaeus (Bornean orangutan), 2853 nucleotides. RefSeq names its product TBC1 domain family member 3G-like. Gene Ontology annotation, biological process: regulation of GTPase activity. Gene Ontology annotation, molecular function: small GTPase binding; GTPase activator activity. The record is from RefSeq and is a predicted model, not a curated record. Lineage: Eukaryota; Metazoa; Chordata; Mammalia; Primates; Hominidae. The transcript has 14 exons. Bases 673 to 2340 code for a protein of 555 amino acids.